ACUUGCUUUCUAAUUCUUUUGCCCUUGAAGCCCCUUUUCCUUUCCGUUUUUCAUGCUUGGCGUGCCAUGACCAAAGAAUCCAAAACCUGAAGUCUCCUCAUAAGUCACUCCCCACACCAUCACUCACACCCCCUUCGCGUCACCACUCGCUCCUGUCUCUCAUUUCCUCUCUUCUAUCUCUCCUCACUAACAAAAAUGGAUAUUAACUUAACCCUAACUCUCUCCGUCCUCUUCUUCACAUCCGUACUUGCCAAUCUUCCUAGCUUGGCCACGUCGGACGACGAGUGCCCUUAUCCUUGUUAUCCUCCUCCCACGGGGACCGGUACCCCAACAGUACUGAAAACACCGCCGUCUCCUCCAUCUCAGUCAGCAGGAUCAUACGCGCCUCCUGGAUACCCUUCUCCGGCUGGGAAUUUACCGUUCUACCCUCCUCCACCUUUUGGCAACAACUUGUAUGGUCUUCCACCUCCCGACCCUAUCUUGCCUUAUUUCCCGUUCUACUACAGGAAGCCUCCUCAUCAAACUGACGCGUCUGUGGCAACCAAUAGUCUUCCAACUCUCAUGAUGGCCGCAUCUAAUAUUCUUGCUUUUGCUUUUCUGCAUCUCGUUUUUGGUUGAUGAAGUGAGUGAAGAAUUAAUCUUUAUGUAAUUUUAUCGCCAUCUGUGCUGAUAAAUUUAUAAUUAGGCUUAAUUAAUUAGUUGGCAAUGUUUGAAUUUAUGUCUUGCAAGGAGGAGAAAAAGCAUCACCAGUUUGCUAUGUUUUCUUUCUUUACCAGCUGUAGAGAACCAUUAGCUAGAAUUUAAUUGCAAGAUAAUUGUUUAGUUAUUCGUUUCCUAUUAUUUGUUACUUGUCCUUUAAGAUGCUUUUGUAUGUUAUAAUGAAGGAAAAUAGGAAAUUGUAUUUA
Molecule: messenger RNA, 905 nt
Organism: Populus euphratica (Euphrates poplar)
Lineage: Eukaryota; Viridiplantae; Streptophyta; Magnoliopsida; Malpighiales; Salicaceae
Product: hydroxyproline-rich glycoprotein family protein
Exons: 1
Coding region: 196-618 (140 amino acids)
Source: RefSeq, a predicted model, not a curated record